CAUGUUCCCGGAAGACCGAAACUGCUAUGUGCACGCUUGCCAACCCUCACCAGGAAUCGAAUGUAUCAGAAAUCUCCAGCGGGAAUCAUAGCGAAAUGGAAUCGAGGCAAAACGCCUCCUUUCGCAUUGCUCAAUCCGGCCGAAACGGGGAAGAUCAGAGUUUUCCGGAACCCUAGUUCGGAGUUCUCCCGUUUGCUUGCCUGAAACGGUCGAUGGAAGAAGAAUCGGGAGGAGAGGAUGCCCGGGACGUCGCGGAGCCCUAUUCGCCACCGUCGCCGUCGGUGGGGGUUGACGAGGCCCGUCUUUCCCAAUGCGAUCGGGCGGAGUGCGGAGGAGAGGCUGGUUGUUCUUCCGUGCACCAGGGCUCCUCCGUGGCGUCGCCCCACUUCGGCUCGGACGUAGAUGUCCUGAAACUUGCCACCUUGGAGUCUGUCCCUGAUGUCACCUACGCCGGUGAUGGUGAUGGAGAGGCGGCGUCAUUGGAGGUGAAGGAAGCCGAUGACUCGCCAAUUUUCCUGCGGGGGCAGGUGGCGGAGCACGAUGAGGCAGAGGUCUCGUUGCCUCAGGGCUUUCCCGUGGGAUCCUCCUGCUGCUCUGAUGGAGGUUUUGAGAAAGUGAUCGUAUUUGAGCCUGAUGCAGGUGACCUCUUGAAAGAGGAGGUACUGCACAUGGCAGCGGAAGAGACCAAAAGCACGCUAAUUCCCCAAUGGCAACAGGGCAAGGAUAGUCUCAAGCAAGAGGUUUCGAGUUCUCUGGGCUCGCCUGCUGUGUCUCCCUCUGGUUCUGAUGGCGUUCUCCUGAAAUUUGCUUCCUUUGAGACUGACGCCACCGCCACCAUUGCUGGUGAAGAUGGUGCUGUGGAAGAGGCAAAUAUGGAUGUCGACAGUGUGCAAGUUCCCCUACAGCAUCAUGAGAAGGACGGUGUUCAGGAAGAGGUUCUGAUGCUUCCCUGUAGCUCUGAUGUUGGCCUUCUGAAAUUUGUUGCCUCUGAGACCGUCAUCAGUGCCAACACUGCAAACGAUGAUGUUGCUCUGGAAGAGGCAGUGACUCAGAUGGAUGUCGAUGGUGUGCUAAGUUUCGCAUGUAAGCAGGCAGAGAACUGUGGGGGGGAGGACAUUUCAAUGCCUAAGAGCCCUGCUGCUUUGUCACCCUCCGUCUCCAAAGAACGACUUGAGAAAGUAGCAGCCUUUGAGAUUGACGCUCUUGCCACCGCAGGCGAUGAUGAUGCUGUGAAGGAAGAGGUGUCAUUGGUUGAUGCGGACAAAUUGGACAAUGUACCGCUUCCCCUAUAUGAGCAGAUAGUAGAUGUUGGGGGGCAAGAACCUACGAUGCCUCAGGUCUCCCUUGCUGAGUUUCCCUCUGUCUCUUAUAGAGAAGAUGAGAACAUUGCUAAGAUUGAGCAUGAUGCAUCCACCAUGUCUCAUGGCAGUGCUGAUGUUAUCGAUGAUGAGCCAGCACAAAAGGAUGCAAAGACAGAUGGCACAUCAGUUGUUGAACAAAGGGGUGGAGGGCGGCGGAAGAGGGGCCGACCACCGAAGGCUCAGGGACAGGCAGCGAGGACACUUUCAAGGAGAAAAGAGGAGGAAGAGGUGUGCUUUAUAUGCUUUGAUGGAGGUGAUCUUGUGGUCUGUGAUCGUAGAGGGUGUCCAAAGGUAUACCAUCCUUCAUGUGUUAAUCGAGAUGAGGCUUUUUUCCGUGCAAAGGGUCGAUGGACCUGUGGCUGGCAUAUAUGUAGCAGCUGCGAAAGAUCUGCCCACCAUAUGUGCUUUACUUGUACUCAUGCUUUGUGUAGAGGGUGCAUCAAAGAAUCUGGAUUUUUUUGUGUCAGAGGAAAUAAAGGCUUCUGCCAAACAUGCAUGAGCACUGUGAUGCUGAUAGAGACAAAUGAGCAUGGGAAUGAGAAAAUGAUCAGAGUAGAUUUUGAUGACAAAAGUAGUUUUGAAUAUUUGUUCAAAGACUACUGGUUAGAAUUGAAAGCAAAAUUAUCAUUGACAUUGGAAGAAUUGACAAGGGCCAAAAACUCGACUAAGAAAUCCGAUGUAGCCACUGAAAAAGAGGACUCUUCUGAUGAUUUGCAUAAUGCUAAACAAGCACAAGUGUCAAGUUCAGACAGCUCUCCAGAGCAUAAAGAAAGCCUUUCUUCCAGGAGGAAGAUAAGGAAAAGAUCUAGAAACACUGUCAAUGAGGAAGGCUCAGUAAAAGUAGUAGAAAAUGAUGGGACAUCGGUCUCCAGGGACAGCAACUGGGCUUCAGAUGAACUUUUAGAGUUUGUGUUGCAUAUGAAAAAUGGUGAUAGGACUGCUCUAUCCCAGUUUGAUGUUCAAGGUCUUUUGCUUGAGUAUAUUAAAACAAAUAAACUCCGUGAUCCUCGUAGAAAAAGCCAGAUUGUUUGUGAUUCAAGGCUACAGAACCUUUUUGGAAAGCAACGUGUGGGGCAUUUUGAAAUGCUGAAACUUCUUGAAUCACAUUUUCUUUUGAAAGAUGUUUCACCACUGGAUACUGAGGACAAGCAAGGAGGGGUUGUAGAUCCUGAUCCUGAUACUGAUCAAAUAAAUGCAAAAACUAGUGAUAUAUCCUUGAAGAUAAUGCCCGACAAGAGACGAAAAACAAGAAAGAAGGUGGAGAAGGAGCUACUAAAUGACCUUGAUGAUUAUGCAGCAAUCGAUGUUCAUAACAUAAGCUUAAUGUAUCUAUGUCGCAAUUUAAUGGAGGAGUUGGUUGAUGAUAUUUCAUUUGAAGAGAAAGUUAUUGGAUCAUUUGUAAGGAUAAGGAUUUCUGGUGUUGGUCAACGGCAAGAUCUGUACCGAUUAGUCCAAGUUGUUGGUACAAGCAGAGCAGCAGAAAGAUACAAAAGCGGGAAGAAGACUACUGAUGUCACACUUGAGAUACUGAAUUUAAACAAGGAGGAGGUUAUUCCCAUUGAUAUUAUAUCUAAUCAGGAGUUCACCGAGGAGGAAUGCAAACGCUUAAGACAAAGUAUUAAAUGUGGAUUUAUUGGUCGGCUAACAGUGGGAGAUGUUCAGGAAAAGGCUGGAUCUCUCCAGGCUGUUAGAAUAAAUGAUUGGUUGGAAAGUGAGAAGUUAAGACUUGGUCAUCUUCGUGAUCGUGCUAGUGAAAAAGGUCGUAGAAAAGAGCUUAGAGAGUGUGUAGAGAAGCUGCAGCUAUUGAACACACCUGAAGAGCGUAAUCGUAGGCUUAAUGAGGUCCCUGAAAUACAUACUGACCCACAUAUGGAUCCGGACUAUGAGUCUGCCGAGGAAGAAGAGUCAGAUAUAAGAAAACAAGAUUACUAUAACAGAUCAAGAGGAUCUUCCUUCGUUAGGAAUGGGAAGGAGGUUAAGUCUCCUGGAAAAGGAGGUUCUAUUUUAAGUGCUAGCUGGAGUGGUUCACGGAAAAAUUCAAACACUUGGGAGUCAAACAGAAGUACACUGAUUGAAGGUGCUUCUAUUACAGAUUCUUCUUCUGUCAGAGGUGUCAAUACAAUCGAGUUUUCCUUGAAUCAGGCUAAUGAUGUGUGCCAGGCAAGUAGUUCUGAGGCUUCAAAAAAUCAUGGGAUUGCAAGUUCUUCAGAUGCCAGUCUUUAUAACGAGAAAGUGAUUAGAUCUGAACAGUUAGCUGAUGGUGCGCAAGGAAAUAAAAAAGCAUCUUUACCAGGUGGGCUUGCAGCAAUAGCAAAUGAAUCGGAUAAGAUUUGGCACUAUCAAGAUCCCUCUGGGAAAAUUCAAGGGCCAUUUUCAAUCAUUCAAUUACGAAAGUGGAAUACUACUGGAUACUUCCCUCGUAAUUUGAAAAUAUGGAGAACUUCUGAGAAGCAAGAAGACUCCAUAUUACUGAGUGAUGCACUGGUUGGUCAAUUUGAGAAAGACUUGCCGGAGUGGGAACCUCACAAUAACAGCACUUCCCAAUCAGCAACUAAUUUGGAAGGUAUUCACAGAGGAAGUAUUAAUAUUGCAUUGUCUAACAGCAAGAACGAUGCACAAAAAUAUAAAUUUGGAGAAAAUGAGAAGUGGGACACCAGGGAUUCACCAAAUGUGUCUAUUCCUACUGCACAACCAAGUAGCAAAUGUUGGUUGAUCGCUGAAGGUUCUAUAAAUAAACACUUGUCAUCUAGUGCUUCUUUGCAAACUACCACUUCAGCCUCGGUUAGCACUUCGAGGGGCAGGGAGGAACUGCAGUGUUCCCUGACGAUUAAUGAAUCCAGUAGAAGUUCAUCACAUUCAUUGAGGGAAUUGGACACAUGCUCCGGACAAGUUGUGCUUGGUCAAAACGUUAUUUUAGAUGGUGCUAAAUCUCAUUCUGCAUCUCGAUCCACAACAGACACUGUUUUAUUGGGGAAAACCAUUGCUUUGACCCAGCAUCCAGAUAAAAUUGAUGCUUUGGGUAACUUUCACAAAAAGAAUUCUGAACUUGAGUCAUCAUCAGCUUCAGAAAAUCAAACAGCUCCUGAGUUGCCUCUGAGGGAUGAAAUGAACCGACCAAGUUAUGUGAUGGAUUUUGGUGGCUCUAGUUCCACCAAAAUUGGGGCUGGCUUGUGCAGCAACCAGUCAUUAGAAAUGAAGAUGACCCUGUCCCGUAGACCGGCAGCAAGUGGGAUAUUAUCUUCUGAACAUGAUCAGCUAUCUUCUUCUCAGUCGGAUGAUAAGCAGGAUCAUCUUUUUGUCUUGCAUGGCCAACAUGAUCCUGACAAGGAGUUGCUGAGAGUGCAUGAUAGAUCAUCUGAUGAAACUACAAGGAAAUCAGAUGGAAGUGGAAGAAAUAGUGAUUUUGUGGCUUGUGCUCAAAAGGGGACUUCAGUUUCAUCCGUUUGCUUCCAUCCUGAGAGGCUUAGUUUUCAAUUGGAGACUAGUGAUCCAUCUAAAGAUCCCAAGGAAAACACUCAUGUGACUGAAGUAGAAAAUUUAGCACCAGCAGCCAGUUCCAAAAUUUUCAGGGUUGACUCAAUGAGGAAUUCAGCUCCUCUUGCUGUUUCUGUGGACAACCAGUUACAUCAAACUUUAACUGUUCCAUAUCCAGGAUCUAAUCUAGUCCCGGAGGUCUCAUCUGAAGCACCUGAUCUAAGUGCUCAUCCUAGUAAUGCAGCUGCUAACUUAUUUGUUCAAUCAAUCUCAGCUCAGAGGUCACAAACAUCUGCAGCUCCCACCCCAGAGCCACACAAACCAGGUCAUGAGCCUAUGCAUUCUGCAACACAUACAAAGAGCAGUAACAAGUUGACUCCAUCUGUACCACACAUGACACCUAAUGGAUGGAACACUGCUACUGGUUCUGCCAUAGUUAACAAUACCCACUCGCUUCCUUCCGAUGGUUCUAACACACUCUCGUCUUCUCAUUUUGGUGUGAAUGCAACUCUUGUACCUGUUCAACAAACACAACUGGGUUUUGAUCCUGGAUCCAGUGUUCAAAACACUGGUUUUGCAGUGGCUGCACAAAAUCCAAACGUAAACCUUGGGCCUGUUCAAGGUACUGGAAAUAUGAAUUGGACACCAGUGCCACAAGGAAACAUGAAUGCUGGCUGGGGAAUGGUAGCACACGGUAGCAUGAACAUGCCUUGUGGACAAUCAGCUCAAACUAUUGCAAAUCUGAACAUGGGUCUGGGAGCUCAAAAUCAGGUAAAUACAAUGAUGAACACAGGUUGGGUAGCACCAGCACAUGGAAACACAAAUAUGAAUGUAGCUUGGGUAUCUCCGGUGGUGGGGAACACUAAGCAACCUUCUGGAUGGGGAGGUCAGUCGCAAGGAAAUUUAACAGCAAAUCCUGUUUGGACCAUGCUUUUACCAGGUCAUCACACAAACCCUAGUCCUGGUUGGGUAGCACCGGCACCCUCAAAUGCAAACCAGAGUUGGGAAACACCAGCACAGGGGACCAUGAAUACAGAUGCUUCCUGGGGAUCACAACAAGGAAAUAUCAACCCAUGUUGGGUUCCAUCAGCUGGAAAUUCUCAGAGCUCAAGUACACGACCACCACAAAGUGGAAGCAGGCGUUUGGGUCGGUGUGACAACUUGCAAGGCAAUGACUCAGGGCAAGCAAAACAGAGGCCUUCAUGGAACAGGAUGCAGUCUGGUGGGGGAUCAUCUCUACCUCCAAGAGGGCAGACGGGCAUAUGCAAAUUCCACGAGAUGGGGCACUGCAAGAAAGGAGCAUCAUGUAACUAUUUCCACCCAUAAAUGAGAAAGGAUCUACGAAGCAGGUAACUUUUUGGUUUUUGUUAAAGUUUCCUUUUCCAUCUGUUUGUCGGAGUCGCAACCGUGCAUUCCUGCGAGCUGUAUUUUGUGGUGAUGCCAUGUAGAACAUGGAUGGCGUUGAAAGAUCAUACGAAGCCAACGUUACCUGCCUCUGUUUACUGUCUUCUUAGUCAUGAUCCUCUUUACUCGCAUUUGAAUCAAGACUAUGAUAGAUAUAAUACAAAGCUCUUGAACUUGAGUCGGAAGAUAACUCUCCCGGUUCUGCUUUUUGUGUACUUGGAUUACUGCAUGGCUUUUCGUUCUUUCUUUUUUGUUCUGUUUCACAGAAGGGAUAGUCUUUCAAAACGUUGUGCGGAAGUGGCAGUAUGUAUUAGGUGAAUUUGACACAGUAACAAUCAUGC
Molecule: messenger RNA, 6580 nt
Organism: Musa acuminata AAA Group (dessert banana)
Lineage: Eukaryota; Viridiplantae; Streptophyta; Magnoliopsida; Zingiberales; Musaceae
Product: zinc finger CCCH domain-containing protein 19-like
Exons: 10
Coding region: 213-6161 (1982 amino acids)
Cellular component (GO): Cdc73/Paf1 complex
Molecular function (GO): RNA polymerase II C-terminal domain phosphoserine binding; metal ion binding; DNA binding
Source: RefSeq, a predicted model, not a curated record